Molecule: messenger RNA, 2732 nt
Organism: Hylaeus anthracinus
Lineage: Eukaryota; Metazoa; Arthropoda; Insecta; Hymenoptera; Colletidae
Gene: DEF8
Product: differentially expressed in FDCP 8 homolog
Exons: 9
Coding region: 1117-2562 (481 amino acids)
Source: RefSeq, a predicted model, not a curated record
AUGUAACACGAAACAAACAGAAUUAGCGAGCUUGAAUUUCCUCGAGCCGCAUCGCCGAUCGCCCUGAGCGCAGCGUUGAGCAUCGAUCGUCUACAUCUUUAAUCGAUUUCAUUGCGAUAUCUUUGAUUAUCUACCGUAGUUUAAAAUCUAAAAUUGAAUCUUAAUUGUCAAUUGUCAACUCGAUUACAUUUUGCCCAACACUGGUCGAGUGCGCGCGUCACUUGGAACCGCAUGCAUUUAAAUCUGAAAGAUUUGGCGCACGAUCGUUCGCGCGCUUAUGCAGCAGAUAGAACAUAUUCUUUCUGUUUCGGGUCGUGAUCCUCCUCUGGAAGCAACAGAGUCGCUAAUGACAUUGACGUUCGUAGAGUAUAGCACGUUAAUAGGAACAUACAAUGGCGAAGUCAUCAAUAAUGUCACUAUAUAUUUCUUUAAAAUACACCCUGCGUUACGUAACACCAAUUUAACCCUUUGCACUCGAGAAGCGACCCUCGGACGCCACUAGAAUCUAUGCAGCGACUCGAGUGGCGACUGUGAGGCGACAAUCUUUGUCGAUGUAAGGAAAGAUAAACUGAUUAUACGUUACUAAGUUCAAUUUAUUUAAUAUUAAAAUCUAUCGUUUGGACUUGCCAGAUCAUUCCAGCGAAAGUAUCGUUAAGAUAGCGCAAAGGGUUAAGCCUGAGGGUUCCGAGGCGAAAGAUCUUCCUACGUGUACGUUGAUUCAUACAGUAUUAAAUUGCUUUUUGUUUUUUUAUUUAGAUUUACUUUCCGAAAGACAAGCGAAAAACGAAGAAGAGUAAGAAACAGCGUUGGAACGCGACGGAGGAAUUCGUAGUAUGUACGCGGAAGUGGCCGCACGCGUCGACCGAAACGAAUAUAGUCUAGCGGCGGCGAAUGAAUUUACUUCAACGAAUCGCUUCUCCCCGGUUACUUGCCAGUGAGUUUUCGCGCCGGGGGAUCGUCGCAGGAACGAUGCACCACGAUGCACAAAAGGGUAUCAGUAGUGAUGCACAUGCAAAACAUCAAUUUCUAAGAAUCAUAUGUGUAUGGCAGUUAUUGUUUAUAAGUUUAUCGCGAUACCAGACACAGUUCUCUGGACAUAACCAAGAUCUAUGAAAAAUGGUUGACAUCAAGAAUAAUGUUAAUGAUGCACACGAUUGCAAUUAUGAGUCAAGGAUGCGAACUGAUAGCUGUGGAACAAUGACAUCAACUCCUUCUUCGUCGUCUGAUUAUAUGACAGGGGAAGCAGAUGACAGUUCAGAUAGCAAAGGUCAUACACCAUUUAGUUUAAAAUCAGUGGAAACUACACUUUCAUUGUCUAAGACAACAUGUGCAGAGGAUCUUAAAGAAAUGGUAGAAAAAUGUAAGCAAAUGGUAUUGGAAAGCGCCGAAUGUUCAGAUGAACGAAAAUGGCUUGUUAGACGCUUAAUUGAAUUACGUUUGAGGUUGCAAGAAUUGCGAGAAACUUCAGAAAAAAAUUUAAUUGAAACACAAGUAAUUUUAGGGCAUCACUUGGUACCACAAAAAUAUUAUAUAACCACUUCUAGACCUGUGUAUUGCGACCAUUGUAGUGGAGCUAUUUGGACUAUGCUUCAGUCAUGGUAUAUGUGCAGUGAUUGCAAAUUUUGUUGCCAUUGGAAAUGUUUAAACAGUAUAUGCAGAGUGUGCGUCCACGUAGUUGCCAGCGAAGCGGGUGGUUACACUUAUACCAAAGAUAUUUGUCCAGAGCAAGGCUUGUCGAAUCAGAGUUAUCGGUGUGCUGAAUGUAAAGCUCGAAUAACGUUCACUCUCUCAAAAGGAUUAUCUUUAUCUUGUUUUGGCACAUCUCUCAAGAAUACAGAUUCACCGUGGAUCGAGCCACGACUUUGCGACUACAGCGGAUUAUAUUACUGUCAAAGAUGCCAUUGGAACACCGCAAUGGUGAUUCCUGCAAGAGUAAUUAGAAAUUGGGACAUGGAACCAAAACUCGUAUCUCGCGCCGCGGCGCAACUUUUAAGUCUUCUGGAGGACCGUUCCGUUUUACCAUUGGAAGAAUUAAAUCCAAAACUAUUCACGUUAAUUCCAGAUCUAUCUUUAGUAAAGAGGAUGCGGGAAGAAAUGCAGAUGAUGAAACGCUAUUUGGUUCUGUGCCCUGAAGCAACCAAUCAAGGCCUACCAUGGAAAAUUGGCAUGCGUACUCAUAUGAUCGAGAACUCUGGAAAUUAUUCUAUCAAAGAUCUCGUUGACCUCAACAAUGGUAUUCUUCAGGAAGAAAUUCGUGCCGUAUACGACACUAUGCACUCUCACAUAACAGAGCAAUGCCAACUGUGCAAAGCGAGAGGACACCUGUGCGAAAUAUGCGGCAACGACGAAAUCAUUUACCCGUGGAACGCGAGUUCUAUAACUUGUCAUCAGUGUGGAGCUGUCUAUCAUCGUGUGUGUUGGACGAAACCAAAUCACUGUUGUCCGCGAUGCACGAGACUUCAAAAGCGACGCGCGAUGCAGGAUCAACGUACUACGGACACGGACGACUAUACCACGGAAAACGGACUGACCACGAGUGAAUCCCUGAGCGACGAAACAUAAACACUACGUAUCUUUUCUAUCGUGAACAUUUUCCGGAUCUCUCAGAACUUUAUACCCUUCAUGCUUUCUCCUUAAACAUAUUACUAACUGUAAUUACAGUGUUGCGAGUGUGAUGUAAGCACAAUACGUUGUGCGACCUUUUGUAAAAUAAAGCUUACCAGUAAUUCAUA